Messenger RNA from Symbiodinium necroappetens, 537 nucleotides. Lineage: Eukaryota; Dinophyceae; Suessiales; Symbiodiniaceae. The record is from the annotation of a GenBank genome assembly.
AUGAGCAUUUUGUCGAGCGAUAAGGCAAACAACGCCGGUGGAAAGGCGGUACUUGCUCAGAACUUCCCAGCUUCCUGGGUCGUCCCUGCAGCUUUGGAGGUCCUGCCUCAGAAGGUGCAAAGUUUGCUGCAGCGCCUGGGACCGUUAGAAGGGCCUCCAGUGAUUUCACAAGGACAGAACGGUCUGCAGGCGCUAGCUCGAUUUCAGAAUGCCAGUGAUGCCAGGGCUGCCGUCCAGACGCUGCAUGGGUUUGACAUGCGGUCGGCUUCCGAGAAGCAGACGGCCAAUCACGAGGCUCCAAAACAGAGCGAAUGCUUCAGCCUCCGAAUAGCAGAUGAUUCAGGUGGACCUCCAAAGAUGGCGCGGAAAAGGAGGGUGAAGGCCAACGGCAUCUUUCUAUGGCCCUUGCCGGAUAGCUGGGCAGAGAAGGAUGUCGAGCUUCUGGCCUCGCCUUAUGGCACGGUGCAGAGAACCCGAGUGGAAGGUAUGCCAAGUGGUCAGAAGGGCAUGGGCCUUAUCAACUCAUGCAGAUUAUAG